CAUUCACUGUUCACUGCUCCUAUAGCUUUACUCCCAAAUAUCUAUCGUCUUUUUCUUUUUCUCCUUUUUGAGAUUCCAUCAUACUCUUUGUUGAAUUUAGAGUCAAUCCACCAGUCUCCAAACUGCCUGCUUUUCUUCAUAUAUAUUCCCUUUAUUCACAAUUCCUGGUUUGAUCUACCUUUAAUUUAAUCAAAACCCUAGUAUUCUUCUAUAGCUGAAAUCAUUGAGGAUUUUGGAGGAAUUGGAUCGAAAAAGUUAGUCUUAAAUGGCGAUAGCUGCACCGGAACAGCUGAACCUUACGGAAGCUCCAACAUGGGGAUCUCGGACCGUUGAUUGUUUCGAGAAAUUGGAGCAGAUUGGUGAAGGCACUUACGGUCAAGUGUACAUGGCUAAAGAAAUUAGAACAGGGGAAAUUGUUGCUUUGAAGAAGAUACGCAUGGACAACGAAAGAGAAGGGUUUCCAAUAACUGCUAUACGUGAAAUCAAAAUCUUGAAGAAGCUGCACCAUGAAAAUGUGAUUAAUCUGAAAGAGAUUGUAACAUCUCCAGGUCCUGAGAAGGAUGAGCAAGGGAGGCCAGAUGGUAACAAGUAUAAAGGUGGAAUCUACAUGGUCUUUGAGUACAUGGACCAUGAUUUGACUGGGCUUGCUGAUCGUCCUGGAAUGAGAUUUUCAGUUCCGCAGAUUAAGUGUUACAUGAAACAGCUUUUGACGGGACUUCACUAUUGUCAUGUGAAUCAAGUGCUUCAUCGUGAUAUUAAAGGUUCCAAUCUUCUGAUUGACAACAAAGGCAAUUUGAAGCUUGCCGAUUUUGGGCUUGCUCGAUCCUUCUCAAAUGAUCACAAUGCAAAUCUUACAAAUCGUGUAAUUACUUUAUGGUACAGACCACCUGAGCUGCUUCUUGGGACCACAAAGUAUGGUCCAGCCGUUGAUAUGUGGUCGGUUGGUUGCAUCUUCGCUGAGCUACUUCAUGGAAAACCAAUCUUUCCAGGGAAGGAUGAGCCAGAGCAGUUGAAUAAGAUUUUUGAGCUGUGUGGUGCUCCAGAUGAGGUUAAUUGGCCUGGAGUUUCCAAGAUUCCAUGGUAUAACAAUUUCAAACCAUCAAGGCCAUUGAAAAGACGUCUAAGGGAGGUUUUCAGACACUUUGAUCGACAUGCUUUGGAGUUGCUUGACAAGAUGCUGACCCUGGACCCGUCUCAGAGAAUUUCAGCCAAGGAUGCACUUGAUGCCGAGUAUUUCUGGACUGAUCCAUUACCAUGCGAUCCAAAGAGUUUGCCAACCUAUGAAGCUUCACAUGAGUUCCAGACAAAGAAAAAGCGUCAGCAGCAGAGGCAGCACGAAGAAGCAGCUAAACGCCAAAAACUGCAUCACCAGCAGCAGCAUGGUCGGCUUCCACCGGUUCAGCAGUCAGGGCAGGGACAUCCUCAAAUGAGACCAGGCCCAAAUCCCCCAUUGCAUGCAUCCCAACCUCAGGUUGCUGGCGGACCGAGCCACCACUACGGGAAGCCGCAUGGACCUCCAGCAGGGCCAAGCAGAUAUCCAGCUGGAGCAAAUCCUUCUGGAGGAUAUGGUCACCCUACUCGUGGCCAAGGUGGAGCUUAUGGCAGUGGUCGCUAUCCACCUCAAGGAAGGGGUUCCCAAUAUGGUUCAGGAGGAAUGCCUGCUGCUGGUCCCCGGGGAGGUGGAGGUAGCAGUUAUGGUGCCGGAGGCUCAAAUUAUCCUCCAUAUGGAGCUUCUGGCACUGGACGUGGCUCAAAUGUGAAUCGCAACCAACAACAAUAUAAUUGGCAGCAGUAAAAUGUGCAAUGUGAAAUAUAGGAAGCAAAGCGAAGUGUGGAUUGGAUAUUCCCGCUUUCUUGGCUCUCUGAUCCAACCUUAUGCAUGGCAAAGAAAGGCAGGCAAUGUGUGGCAGGGCAUCGGCGGGACCUGUUUAUAUGAAAACCUGUUACACUGAAGGUUACGUAAAGUAUAUAUAAUUUUCUAUGGACAUUGUCUGAUGUUCUCUAUCCACACCCAAAUUUACUUGUAAACAGAACCACCAUAAAUUUACGUACUUGGCUAGGGAAGACUUCUAUUUUCAUCUGUUUUCGAUGAAUAUCUUCCUGUUGUUUAAAUACUGAAUUUCUUUUAUUAAUCGUGGUCGAGAUCAAAA
Nicotiana tabacum (common tobacco) is the source of this 2150-nucleotide messenger RNA. The record is from RefSeq and is a predicted model, not a curated record. NCBI's taxonomy places the organism in Eukaryota, Viridiplantae, Streptophyta, Magnoliopsida, Solanales, Solanaceae.